Molecule: messenger RNA, 2614 nt
Organism: Neoarius graeffei (lesser salmon catfish)
Lineage: Eukaryota; Metazoa; Chordata; Actinopteri; Siluriformes; Ariidae
Product: trichohyalin-like
Exons: 3
Coding region: 28-2136 (702 amino acids)
Molecular function (GO): GTP binding
Source: RefSeq, a predicted model, not a curated record
GACAGAAAAUGGACAGAAAAUGAGAAAAUGAAAAGGGAGAUAUCUGCUCUGCUGACUGAACUGGACGGAGCAUCAACAUCACUGGAACAAAAAGACCUACAGCUAGAGGAGAGACAAAGACAGAUCGAGAGUAAAGAUACAGAACUGAAAAGCAGAGAGAAAAUCACUGACGAGAAAGACGAACUACUCAAAGAGAGAAAUACAGAACUAGAGAAGAUGACUAAAGAGCUACAGGAGAGAGAAAGAGCUCUACAUGAGAGAAAUCAACAACUGAAACUGAAAGACACACAGAUACAGGACACACAAAUCCAAGUGGAGGAAAUGGAGAGAAGAUUUGUGGAGAUGAAAAAAGAAUUAAAUGAAAAAAAUGAACAGAUGAAGGUCUUCAAAGAAUGUUUAGAGGCUAAUGAGAAGACUCUUACUGAGAGAGAUGCAGUGUUAAUAGACGCAAAUAAAAAACUUCAGAAUGCUGCAGAACAGUUUAAGGAUAAAAACACACAACUGGAGAAUAUGAACAAACUGCUGAGUGAGAAGGAAACCCAGCUGAAGAAGACAGAUAAAGAGCUGGAAACCAGUAAAAAUAAACUGGACACACUGGGAGAGGAGCUGCAGGACAAGAAGAGACAACUACAGGAGCAGAUGAUCGUACUGGAGCAACAGAAAACUGAGUUAACAGAAAAAAACAAACAGUUUGAAGAGAAAGAGAGACUUCUAACUGAGAGAGAGACACAGCUGAUGGAAAGAGACAAACAGCUUCAGGAGAAAGACCGACUUCUAGAGGAGAAAACAAAGCAGCUGCAGGAACAGACAGAUCCAGAAUCAUCAGCCGCCAUCAGGAGAAGGAACAGCAAGGAUGGCUUACUGCCAGCAAGUGACGGAGAAUCAUCUAGUCCAGAUUCACCAGUGUCGGUUCCUGUACCAGAACUGAGACUGGUACUGCUGGGCAGGACGGGGUCUGAGAAGAGUGCAGCAGGAAACACCAUCCUGGGCAUAGAGAAGAGAAACCAGGCUGCUGCAGCUACAUCUCCAUCCACCCAGCAGAGUGAGAGCACACAGAGAGAGGUGGCUGGGAGGAAGGUGACUGUGGUGGACACUCCUGACUGGUUCUCUCCUGAACUCUCUCUGGAGAAACUGAGAGAAGAUGUGGGACUCUGUGUCCAUCUGUCUGCUCCAGGACCCCACGCCUUCCUCCUGGUCAUACCUGUAAAGCAGCCUACAGGAGAGGAGAGAGGGAUGCUGGAGAAAACGGAGGAGAUUUUUAGAGAGAGAUGUUGGAGAAACACCAUGAUCAUAUUCAGUGUUACUGAUGAACUUCAGAAGAAGAACAUUGAGGAGUUUAUCCAGUCAGGAGACCAGGAGGUCCAGAGACUUGUAGAAAAAUGUGGGAACAGGUUUCACUGUCUCAACAUUAAGGAGAGUGGAGAUGGUUCUCAGGUCUUAGAGCUGCUGGAGAAAAUAGAGCAGAUGAUAGAAGGAUGCAGAGAGAAAAUCUACAGUAGUGAGAUCUACCUGGAGACAGAAUCUCAGAUUAGAGAAAUAGAGACAAAGAUCCUGAAGGAAAGAGAAGAGAAAAGGAAAAGAGAGGAGAUGGAAGUGAGGGAAAAAAUAGAAAAGGAGGUGCAGGAUUCUCUGAGAAAGAUAGAGGGAGUGAUUCAGGAACAUGUAGACAACAUUAGACAACUUAAUGAUCAAAUAACUAAACUAGAGAGAAAGACGUUAGAAGAAAAGGAUGGAGAGAAAAAGAAAGAACUUGAGAAGGAGCUGAAACAAGUGGUAGAACAAAAGACAAUAAUGGAAGAAAAGGUAAAAAAGCUAAAAGAAAUGAGAGAGCAGAAAAAGAGAGAGAUGGAGGAAAGACACCAACAGGAGCUGGAGAAGAUUAGGGAGGUGUAUGAAGGAGAAGUCAGGAUGGAGGCAGAGAGAAACAUAAUGAAGAUCAUCUUGCCUGAACUCGAGAGCAACAUUUUGGCUUCAAAAACAAAGAUGCAGGAAGAGUUCAGCAGACAGAUGGAGGAGAAGCACAGAGAGCUGGAGACUCUUAAACAGAAACUUUUCGAGGUCACAGAAUCUCACAGUCUGCUAAAAGAAGCAUACCAAAUAACUGUAUUGGGCUUCACAGAACCAAACCCAGAAUAAUUUUUGUGAAUGUGACAGGGUGAGAAUGAGAUUCCUAAUACACUGGGUGAGUCGGAUAGGACCAUAAAGGCCUAUUUAUACUUCUCUGUUGAAUCUACUGUACAGUGUUGGUACGACUUGUCCAAUGUAUAGGUAGAUUUCUGGAGAGGUGCACAUUCGGCUACAGUGUAGGAAGUAGCAUAGGGUACGCAGCUAUGCCAUACCCUCUGGCAUUGAUUAAACCCAGAAGUAUAAAUUCUCCUUAACACUUCAUUGGAGGAAAAUUUCAAGGGAAUUUUUAAGGGUUUGAUGAUACACUGCUUUGACACCAUGAUGAGGUAAUGUAGCACUGCAAUACUAAAACUGAAAUACCAAAUCUCCAGGCCUAUCCAUCCAUUAUCUGUAACUGCUUAUCCAGGCAAGCUGGAGUCUAUCCCAGUUGACUAUGGGCGAGAGGCGGGGUACACCCUGGACAAGUUGCCAGGUCAUCACAGGGCUG